Fusarium mangiferae is the source of this 1425-nucleotide messenger RNA. RefSeq lists its product as uncharacterized. The record is from RefSeq and is a predicted model, not a curated record. The transcript has 4 exons. Lineage: Eukaryota; Fungi; Ascomycota; Sordariomycetes; Hypocreales; Nectriaceae. The coding region runs from base 1 to 1425 and encodes 474 amino acids.
AUGAGUACCUUGAGGGGUAAUGAAGGUGCCACUGUCACUCUUGACCUCCGCAGGGUUUGCAGAAUGCCCUUCACGGUUUUCCCAACAGUAAAUCCCGAGACACUGGACGAUAUGCUUCGUUCUAUUGGCACUUCCCAUGUUCAGUUCCAUGAGACCUUGGGGCUGGAACAGCCGCCAUGUCUGAAUCAUACCACGACUGUACACUGCCUGCUCGGCCAGACGUGCUUGGAUAGGGCUAUAGCUUCUCUAGGGUCUAAUUUUGAGUGCACGGUACAAGUAUUCUGUAUCCGACCCCUUUCACAAAGAUACACUGACGGUGAAAUUUAUCAAAAAGUCAGUCGGCAUAUGGGUACAAGCCGGCUGGGACUUGCAGAUCUGUGGCUAGAGCAUCUUCAAGAAGGUAAACGAAAGCAUCUCGCUUCGUUACUUGGUCACCGACAGAUUAUGGCGGCGAUGGGAAAUGUUCUCCCAUUUGCUGGCCUAUGGGAUGAAUUUCUCCUAGGAAACUGGGCCAAACAUCUCACAGCGCACUGUGACGACCUUAUUAAUCGUGGCAAUAUCGAAGAGGGGUUUAAAGAUAUGGAACCAUUCCCUCAUAUUAAGAAGAAGCUUGACAGAGUCACUUCAAAAAGAAAUAUUCUGUCGUUGGAUUGCACAAUCCCCAGCAUACGCACAUUUGGCGAAAAUAUGCGAUAUCUCACAAUUCCAGCAAAGAUCAUUGAAAGACUUGUUGAAAUGAAGCCAAUGCGCAGGCGAAUGCAAAAGCGCCUUGCACCGGUUGGCCAAGCAACACAGAGUUUAUUCGAGAAUUUGAGGAAGGACUGGAAGGCUCUAGGAGGGUUCUAUGAGGUAGCCGAAGGUCAAUUCUACAAGAUCAAGGACGGACCUUCACCAGAGCUCGCGUUUCUCCAGCUAUUUCUGGUAGCCUGGAGGAACUUUCCACGCUUAAGUACUGAGGCCCCUCCCCAAGAUACCAAGGGAGUUGGUAUGAUAGCCUUCGUGGAUAACGAAGAAGUUGCGCGGCUCUGUCAAGCUGCCUAUGUGCUCGGGUUCAGUAAUGCUAAAAUCAUGGAAAAGCUCAAGAUUAAUCCUGAAGUUAGAGCGCGUUCCAUGAGGCAUAAGAAGGCUAAGCUAACUAUCAGAACGCUGCGGUCGCUCAAGUUUUCGGCUUUCUACCCACAGCUUUUUCGCCAGUAUAAGCCAAGAAGAAACCCAGAACCUGUUUCCAUUCAAGCUGACAUUACGAAAGCUUUUUUUGGUGAAUGGAUUGGCAUUCUAGACUUUCAGGCCAGCUAUGCAAAUGCCUCGGACAAUCUGCCUCAGGACUCUGAUCAGCUUGUCCGUAGAAGACACAUGAGAGAGACCUUCAAAGGGAAUGGUUUAACAACAAGACUCGAAUUUUUUCAAUUUCUCAAAACUACAUAG